CCCAUCCAACCGUUUCAUAUAUAAAUCGCACCCCCACAAAAGAGUUUUGAUAUAUAUGCUUAACCAAGACAUAGACUCAGAGAGAGAGAGCUAGAGACACACAGAAUUAAAACAUAUCAACGUUUGACGACUUAGCUAGCACAGAGUACUAAGUUGUUUUUUUCCAGGCCAUGGCAGAGGAAUUUCAGACCGGUGUUUGCGGAGGGAACUGGUGGCUGAGUACAUCGAGAAGCCCGUUCGCCGGGAGCACAUCGCCGUGUUCCGUGGCACUUAACGACACGGGGGGCUAUGCGUGGUCGGAUAUGGUGGACAUGAAGGGAAGGUCGACGGCAUGUGAGGAGACUAACUCAGUUUCUGAUCGUAACUCCAUGGUUUUCCAAGAUGCGCAAAAGCCUCAGCAGGCAGAUUCUGCCAGUACUGGAAGCAGUAGCAUCUUGAUUGAUUCCACCUUGCAAAUGAUGGGUUUCGGUUUUUCAUCACCGUCAACAACAUCAUCGGAUUGGAACCAAGCUUUGCUCCGGGGUAGUGGGAGAGCUGAGAGCAAUUAUAAUUCCAUGAUGCACGAAGACAUGAAUUCAAGGUUGAAUUACCAACAAGAAAGAGGGCUAGAUUCUUCUCAAAUCCAAAAGAAUUGGAGCCCCAAGAAUUUCUCCAGUGGAGGUGAUCAAGAUUUAUCCAUCACUGCAGCUUUGAAGUCUAUAAAUCAGGAUUUUUCUUUGGACACAGUCAGUAGCUCCGGCAAUUGUACAGUGACUUGCCAGGGAUUAUCCGCCGGCUUUCCGGUGGGUUCAACUCCAUAUGGGUACCCUUCAACAGUCUUACAAAGUUUAUUUGAUCAUCCUGACUCUCAACCGCAGCAAUCUCUAUUCAACAAUCAGUCCAUGAACUAUUCUUCCACCGCUAAUUAUGGGACGAACACUAAUAUUGAUCAAUUAUUGCCUUCUUGGCCUAAGUUCUCUCCCUCUAUGUCAAAGCAGCAGCAGCAGCCGCCGCCUUGGGGAUUGCACUUCUCCAACAAAACACCCUUUUGGAAUGCUUCCACGGCUGCUCUAAGUGACAAUGCUCGAGCAGGAAUUUUUCCUUCAUCGCAACCACAAUAUCUUCUGCCAACAUUUGAAGAGAAACCCAAGUGCUCCAACCUCCCCACAAAGCCCAACAUUGAUGAUGUUCAAGACUCGGUCUCUGUGGUGAAGAAAAGUAACAGUGAACCUGUAUUCAAAAGGCCUAGAAUUGAAACUCCAUCACCGUUACCAACUUUUAAGGUCCGGAAAGAGAAGCUAGGGGACCGAAUAACUGCACUCCAGCAAUUGGUUUCACCUUUCGGAAAGACUGAUACAGCCUCCGUUCUCCACGAAGCUAUUGAAUACAUCAAGUUCCUCCAUGAGCAAGUCAGUGUUUUAACUAAUCCAUAUAUGAAAAAUGGAACUACCCCAAUUCAACACCAGCAGGGUUCCGACAAACAUCAGCAGGACACGGAAGGCGCAAAACAAGAUCUAAGAAGCCGAGGACUCUGUUUGGCUCCGAUUGCAAGCACAUAUCCUGUCGCUAACGAGACCACAGCUGAUUUUUGGACGCCAACAUUUGGAGGAACAUUCAGGUAGGGAAGAGAGUGAGGCCAAAUAUGGUGUUCUACAUAUAUACCAAAACAAAUAGUAUAUAGUAUGAACAACUUGAGCCAAGUUAGAAAUGAUAAUUUAAAUUUAGAAAUUAAGAAAGAAAGAAAAUUGGGAAACGUAGAAGCUACAAGUGCUGUGCUGUACCAGUGAUGAGGAAAAGCAAAAAGGGAGAAAAGGAGAAAGAGAAAAUAAAGGGAAGUGACCCUUCAAAGACGGACGACAGGCAGUGCUGGGCCAGCUGCAAGCAGAAUGAUGUGUAGGGUAGCAAAUGAUUAGAGGCCUCUGGAAGAGAGAAUACAGGUGUACGUUGUAGUAAUUACCCAAGUAUUAAAUAUAGUUAGAUCGAUGAUCAGGUGGGUUUGGAGCAGGAACAGCUGCUAAAUUCAGCGGAAGUUGACACUAGUUUAGAGAUAAUUUGCUGGUGUUGUUGUUGUUGAUAGCUGAAUUUAGCAGGAAGGGGGCUUAAAGGGCCUUUUGUUCCUGUUGUUGUAUGUCUACUAAAGCUGGCAUGGCACCACCUUUUAUUUAUGUUAAUGAAAACAGGAAAAAAAAAAGAGGAGAAGAAAUAAAGGAGAUUAUUGUAUUGAA
Alnus glutinosa is the source of this 2204-nucleotide messenger RNA. RefSeq names its product transcription factor bHLH112-like. Gene Ontology annotation, biological process: regulation of transcription by RNA polymerase II. The transcript has 7 exons. The record is from RefSeq and is a predicted model, not a curated record. NCBI's taxonomy places the organism in Eukaryota, Viridiplantae, Streptophyta, Magnoliopsida, Fagales, Betulaceae. Gene Ontology annotation, cellular component: nucleus. Bases 171 to 1601 code for a protein of 476 amino acids. Gene Ontology annotation, molecular function: DNA-binding transcription factor activity, RNA polymerase II-specific; protein dimerization activity; RNA polymerase II cis-regulatory region sequence-specific DNA binding.